AUGUCCAACAUCGAAGUCCCCGCCAACAUCUCCUUCCCUAAGGAGGAAGAGAGAAUUCAAGAGUUUUGGAAAGAAAUCGACGCCUUCAAGACCUCGCUGAAGCUCUCGGAGGGCCGUCCUCCCUUCUCGUUCUACGACGGUCCUCCAUUUGCCACUGGUUUGCCGCACUAUGGCCACUUGCUUGCUGGCACCAUCAAGGACACCGUCACUCGCUACGCCCACCAAACCGGUCACUAUGUCGAGCGUCGAUUUGGCUGGGACACCCACGGCCUCCCUGUCGAGUACGAGAUCGACAAGAAGCUCGGUAUCAAGGGCCCCGAGGACGUCAAGAAGAUGGGCAUCGAGGCCUACAACGCCGAGUGCCGUGCGAUUGUGAUGCGCUACGCCGAGGAGUGGGAGAGCACCGUCACCCGCAUGGGUCGCUGGAUCGACUUCAAGAACGACUACAAGACCCUGAAUCCUUCGUUCAUGGAGUCGGUGUGGUGGGUCUUCAAGCAGCUCUACGAGAAGGACCAGGUCUAUCGUGGAUUCAGAAUUCUGCCCUACUCGACUGCCAUCUGCACGUCUCUGUCCAACUUUGAAGCCAACCAGAACUACAAGGACGCCAUCGAUCCCUCUGUUGUUGUCUCGUUCCCGCUCAAGAACGACCCUGAGGUCUCGCUCCUCGCCUGGACGACCACCCCCUGGACAUUGCCCAGCAACCUCGCCCUUUGCGUGAACCCCAACUUUGAUUAUGUCAAGAUCAAGGAUGGAGAAAGUGGCAAGAUCUGGAUCCUCAUGGAGAAGCGCCUUGAGAUUCUCUACAAGGAUGUCAAGAAGGCCAAGUUCACUGUCCUUGACCGCAUGAAGGGCUCUGACCUCAAGGGACUCGAAUACGUGCCUCUCUUCCCUUAUUUCUCCCAUCGCCAGGGACAGGGAUCGUUUGUCGUCGUUAACGACACCUACGUCACCGAGGAGGGCGGCACGGGUGUUGUCCACCAGGCUCCUGCCUUUGGUGAAGACGAUUACCGUGUUUGCCUGCAAAACAAGGUCAUCAAGAACGAGAGCGAUCUGGUCUGCCCCAUCGAUGCUGUCGGCAGAUUCACCAAGGAGGUUCCCGACUAUGCCGGACAAUACAUCAAGGACGCCGAUAAGGAAAUUCAGAAGGAUCUCAAGAAGCGCGAGCGUCUCAUCCGCCAGACCCAGUUCUCGCACAGCUACCCCUUCUGCUAUCGAUCCGAUACACCCUUGAUCUACAAGGCCGUGCCCAGUUGGUUCGUUCGUGUCUCCAACAUCAACGAGAAGCUCCUUGCCAACAACGACCAGACCUACUGGGUUCCCGACUUUGUCAAGGACAAGCGCUUCGCCAACUGGCUGGCCGAUGCCCGCGACUGGAACAUUUCUCGCAACCGAUACUGGGGCACCCCCAUCCCUCUCUGGGUCAGCGAGGAUUUUGAGGAGAUUGUCGCCAUCGGAUCCGUCGCCGAGCUCGAGGAGCUCUCUGGCGUCACCGGCAUCACCGACUUGCAUCGCGACAGCAUCGACCACAUCACCAUUCCCUCGAAGAAGGGCAAGGGCCAGCUCCGUAGAGUCGAGGAGGUCUUUGACUGUUGGUUCGAGAGUGGCAGCAUGCCCUACGCCCAGCAACACUACCCCUUCGAGAACCAGCAAAAGUUCGAGUCCACCUUCCCUGCGGAUUUUAUUGCCGAGGGCCUGGACCAGACUCGUGGCUGGUUCUACACCCUUCUUGUCCUGUCCACCCAUCUCUUCGACCGUCCCCCCUUCAAGAACGUCAUUGUGAAUGGACUGGUUUUGGCUGCCGACGGCAAGAAAAUGAGCAAGCGUUUGAAGAACUAUCCCGAUCCCAACGUUGUGAUGGACACCCACGGCGCUGAUGUCCUCAGACUCUACCUCAUCAACUCGCCUGUUGUCCGAGCCGAGCCACUCCGGUUCAAGGAGGAAGGCGUCAAGGAACUCGUUGCCAAGGUGUUCCUGCCCUGGUACAACGCCUAUCGCUUCUUCUUCUCGCAGGUCGCUCUGCUAAAGAAGGAACACGGCAUCGAGUACAAGUACAACGAGACUGCCCUGAACACCUCGACCAACGUCAUGGACCGCUGGAUCCUUGCCAACACCCAGCGCUUGAUCGCCUUUGUCCACCAGGAGAUGGCGGCAUACCGCCUGUACACGGUCGUUCCUCGUCUGCUCAAGUUGAUUGACGAGCUGACAAACUGGUACGUCCGCUUCAACCGCAAGCGCCUUAAGGGUGACAACGGCCCCGAGGAUGCCGUCCAGGCCCUCGACACCCUCUACGAGGUCCUCUUCACCCUCGUCAAGACGAUGUCUCCCUUUACGCCGCACAUUACCGAGAGCAUGUACCAGAACCUGCGCCAGGUCCACGCCAACCUGGGAUCGACCGACACUCGCUCUGUCCACUUCCUGAUGAUGCCUCAGGCCAAGGCCGAGUACUUCAAUGCCGACAUUGAGCGCGCUGUUGCUCGCAUGCAGACUGUCAUCGAGCAGGUCCGCGUGAUCCGCGACAAGAAGACCAUCCCCCUGAAGACCCCUCUGAAGGAGCUCAUCAUCAUCAACGCCGAUUCCCAGUACCUCGAGGACAUCAAGGCGUUCGAGUCCUACAUUGUUGAGGAAGUCAACGUGCGCACCAUCACCGUGACCUCGGACGAGAAAGCUUACGGCGUCAAGUACAAGAUUGAAACCGACAAGAAGAACAUCGGCAUCAAGUACAAGAAGGACGCGGCCAAGAUCAACGCGGCGGCCAAGGACUUUAGCGAAGUCGACAUUGCCAAGUUCGUCAAGACCCGCGAGCUCGAGGUUGCGGGCUUUACUCUUGGAGAGGAGGAUCUCAAGAUCAUCCGCUACUUUGAGAACGCCGGCGACUACGAAGCCGAGUUCGAUCGCGAAAACCUGACUAUCCUCGACUGCACUCUCGACCAAAACUUGAUCCAAGAGGGUCUCGCCCGCGAGGUCAUCAACCGCAUCCAGCGCCUGCGAAAGAAGGCUGGCCUGCAAGCCACCGAUGAGAUCACCUACUACUACGAGCUCCAGAAGGAUCCGCAAAACGAGCUCGAGACGGUUCUGUCUCAGCAACAGCCCUUCCUGUCCAAGUCUCUUAAGCAGGAUGUGGUCCCUGUCAGCCAGAAGCCUGCUGGAGCCCAGGUCAUCAUCGCGGAGGAGCAGGAAGUCAACAACAGCACUUUUGUCCUGACCUUCACGGUAAUGCGCGAUCGCUCGUUGGCUUAG
This is a messenger RNA of Polychytrium aggregatum, 3237 nucleotides long. RefSeq names its product tRNA synthetases class I-domain-containing protein. Bases 1 to 3237 code for a protein of 1078 amino acids. Lineage: Eukaryota; Fungi; Chytridiomycota; Chytridiomycetes; Polychytriales. The record is from RefSeq and is a predicted model, not a curated record. Gene Ontology annotation, molecular function: ATP binding; tRNA binding; isoleucine-tRNA ligase activity. The transcript has 17 exons. Gene Ontology annotation, biological process: isoleucyl-tRNA aminoacylation.